GGCGCCGGCCGCCCCGGAGCCCGCACGUGCGCUCGGGUUGGGGAGGUUUCCGGGCCGGGCCAUGGACACCCCUCGGAGGCGCAGCCGGCGGCUGGGAGGCCUGAAGGCGGAGUCUCCCGGGAGCCCCACCGCGGUUCUGCGGGCGAGGCGAGCGCUUGCGGGAUUCGAGUCGAACCCAGAGGAACCGAGGGAGCCCGCGUCUCCGCGGCCUGUGCGGCCGCCCGGCCUGGAUUCCCCCGGACGCCAGCCGGAGACACGCCCGGGAUCGCCCAGGCUGGGGCAGGGGGUAGGCCCGGGGUCCCCCCAGGGUCAGCAAGAGCCAGGCCUGGGGUCCCCCCGGAGGGAGCCGGGUCCGGACCCGGGGUCCCCCCAGGGUCAGCAAGAGCCAGGCCUGGAGUUCCCCCGGAGGGAGCCGGGUCCGGACCCGGGGUCCCCCCAGGGUCAGCAAGAGCCAGGCCUGGAGUCUCCCCGAAGACAGCCAGCGUCGAGUCCGGAGCGCCCCCGACGUGAGCCCGGGCCAGGAGGGGGGUCCCCGCAGGCCGUCCAGAGCCGCGGAGAGCCGAGCCCGAAGUUGGCCCCGACUGCGGAGGAUCUGGCCCAGCCGCCGGGCCCCGGGUCACCCGAACCCCACCCCGGACAGCCAGCGCCGGGCCCGGAGCCCUCGCCGCCGCUGCAGGAGCCCGCACCCCCGCCACCCGGCUCCGCCCCCGGCCCGCACCUGCCGAGCCAGCCGCCUCCGGCCCGGGAGCCGGGGAGAGGUGGCCUUUGCCCAAAGAAGCGAAAAGGGUCUCUACCACGGGCCCCGGCGUCCAAGAAGCUGGAGGAGGAGGUGGCGGUUCCGUUAAUCCCGAAGGGAAAGCCCAAGUCGGGGCGGGUGUGGAAGGACCGCGCCAAGAAGAGGUUCUCCCAGAUGGUGCAGGACAAGCCCCUGCGCACCUCCUGGCAGCAGAAGAUGAAGGAGCGGCAGGAGAGGAAGCUGGCCCGGGACUUCGCACGGCACCUGGAGGAGGAAAAGGAGCGGCGCCGGCAGGAGAGGAAGCAGCGCCGCGCCGAGAACCUGCAGCGCCGCCUGGAGAACGAGCGCAAGGCCGAGGUCGUCCAAGUGAUCCGAAACCCCGCCAAGCUGAAGCGGGCGAAGAAGAAGCAGCUGCGCUCCAUCCAGAAGCGGGACACGCUGGCCCUGCUGCAGCAGCUGCCCCGGCCGGCGGCCCAGGACUGAGCCGGACAGCGAGCCUGGAGCGGGCACGUGCCGUCACACACACACACACACACACACACACACACACACACACACCCCUGCCGGGCCGCACUCCUCUGGCCCGGGAGAGGAAGCCGCUCCAGUGGGCCCUGAGUUCCCGGCCGGGCAUGUCUCUGGAGGGAGCCGGGCCCUGGCAGAGGUUGGGGGCAGGGCCAGGGGAGGAUCAGCUUCCCAGCGGCCCCCCUUCUUCCCUCCCCACCCACCCCUGCUCCUUCCCCAAGUGCCUUCAAGCUCAGGAGAGCCAUUCUUCUGCCUCCUGAGGGAGCUGAAGGGUGACCCUCCAAAUGUGCAUGUUCUGGGUCAAGGUCCGGGCCCUCCCAGACCAGGAGGCCGCAGGGAGAACCCAGCUCCCCAUCCCUUCCCGAGCCGCUCUGGGCACCUCUGCACCCACUGAGCCCAGCUCCACCCACUUUCAGCACUGAAGGGUGAAGACGGGAGGUGGCGGGGUUCCCCUCCAGCCCCCUCUCCGGUACCAGCCUCCGCAGAAGCCCCAAAGAUGUGCCGAACUCAUGCCCAUCCAGGCUACAA
Molecule: messenger RNA, 1786 nt
Organism: Pipistrellus kuhlii (Kuhl's pipistrelle)
Lineage: Eukaryota; Metazoa; Chordata; Mammalia; Chiroptera; Vespertilionidae
Gene: CCDC86
Product: coiled-coil domain containing 86
Exons: 4
Coding region: 62-1219 (385 amino acids)
Cellular component (GO): nucleolus
Source: RefSeq, a predicted model, not a curated record